Molecule: messenger RNA, 351 nt
Organism: Loa loa (African eye worm)
Lineage: Eukaryota; Metazoa; Nematoda; Chromadorea; Rhabditida; Onchocercidae
Exons: 1
Source: RefSeq, a predicted model, not a curated record
GUCUUCAUUACACCCAUUACAUUUUGUAUAUAUUUAUAUAUCUAUAUCUAUAUAUAUAUAUAUACGAAUAAUCCAUACAUCCAUCCUACCACCCACACACACACACCUACUCAUACAUUUAUCCACCUGCGCAUAUACACCCACACACAUAUACUAUAUUUACACAUACGAAUGAUCUAUACAUCCAUCCUACCACCCACACACACCUACUCAUACAUUUAUCCACCCGCGCAUGUACACCCACAUAUACCAUGUGUAUACAUACGAAUAAUCUAUACAUCCAUCCUACCACCCACACACACACACACACACACACACACACACACACACACACACACACACACACACUAC